Molecule: messenger RNA, 948 nt
Organism: Aspergillus viridinutans
Lineage: Eukaryota; Fungi; Ascomycota; Eurotiomycetes; Eurotiales; Aspergillaceae
Product: isopenicillin N synthase family dioxygenase
Exons: 2
Coding region: 1-948 (315 amino acids)
Molecular function (GO): dioxygenase activity
Source: RefSeq, a predicted model, not a curated record
AUGGGAGGCCUCCCCAUCAUCGACCUAGAUCGAUAUCUCCACCCCACCUCACCCUCGGACCAGCAAGCCGUAAUCGCAGAGGUCCGCGAGGCGUGCCAGCAGUAUGGUUUCUUCCAGGUCAAAGGACACGGCGUGUCCCUGUCGCAGCAGGAGGGGUUGAUCCAGGCCCUAGACAACUUCUUCAGUCUUCCCGCCGAGGACAAGGUCAAGCUUUCGUUUCUCAAGAGCCCUUGUCGCCGUGGGUAUGAAGCGUCGGGAAUGUCCCUUCGAGACGGGGACGCCUUGCCCGACUCGAAAGAGUCCUUCUACAUCGGCCGAGAAGACCCCGUCGUCGAGCCCCCCGGCUUCCACGGCCCAAACGUCUGGCCCGAUCUCCCAGACCACCAAUUCAGACAGCCAGUCUGGUCCUACUACGAGCAAACCUCCUCGCUGGGCAAACUCAUCUGGCAAAUCCUCCUGCAAGGGCUAGGCUUCUCAACAACCCUCAUGGAAAGCUUCACCAAGCGCCCCAUCAUCAUGAUGAAGAUGAUCCGCUACCCGCCGCUGAGCGCAACCCUCCCCGGCCAGUUUGGCGUAGGCGCGCACUCCGACUUCGGCGGCGUGACCAUCCUGCUCCAACAGCCCGGCAGGGAGGGUCUGGAGGUUUGGCACGAUGAAAGCGAGGCCUGGUUGCCCGUGCCUGCCGUGCAAGACGUCCUCGUCAUUAACUGCGGCGAUAUGAUUCAGAAAUGGUCCGCGGGGGUGUACAGGAGCGCCAGGCACCGGGUGAUCAACAAGUCUGCUGACGCGGAACGAUUCUCCUGUGCGACGUUCUGGCAUGGGGACUUUUCGGCUACCAAUCCUUUGAAUCCGGAUGAUCCUAGCAAGGACACGGUGGGGCAGUUGCUGCUUAGACGGUUUGGGAAUCAGUUUUCGCUUUCGAAGGAGGUUAUGGCUGCGGCGAAUUAG